AUGCGACCUUCAAUGCGCCUCCCUUUGCGGGAGGCAAACUUCAUCUGCUCCAGUUGCAGAAUUGGAGCCACCCCCCGUAUCUCGCCGCUCGGUCAAGUCCGCCGCUAUGCCUCCGAGGGGCCCGGAGUCCUCGAACGCGCCCGGCGCAAGAUUUGGGGAACCGACAACCCUCCCGGCCCAGCAGACCCCUACUCUGGAAGUCAGAUCAUGCCUGGAUCUAAUAUGAGUCCCGGAGAACCCAUUGCCGAAGAGACCAAGGCAGAUGAAGCAUUCAGUCUUCAAGAUGGUGAAGCACCAGCUAAAGCAGCUGAUGAGAGCCUCACCUGGGAGGGAAUGCCUAAGAUUGGUUACCUCAAGGAGAAAGAAUGGCGUAUUAAGGGAUCUAAUGGGGAAGUUGAUGAAGUCACACCAUGGUACCACAACCCAGAACCUGUCCCAUACAUGAAGGCCGCGCAUCAAGCUGCCGUGGAGAUUGGAUUGAUGCAAUUGUUGGGGAGAAAAGUCACCGUUGUUAGCCAACUCCACUCGCGAGAGAUCCAGGACCAACUCGACAUGGUCAAGAUCGGAGGUGACUCUGGUAACUGGGGCGACCGUCUCCGGUUCCCCGACAAUAAAACGAUGGAAUCCCUUCUACAAAAUGUAGCAGGGCCUGCGUACGGCGAGGAAAUGACCGAGGUCGCUUUCAAGAAGCAAUUGGAGAAGAUAACUGGCACAGCGGAAAAUCGCCUGUAUGACCCAGAGACCAAGGAUCAGAAGAAUGACCUCAAUACCCUGUCGCUGGCUGAUGGAAACAUCAAGUUUGCUUUCUUUGCCCGCCUCUCCAAAUUGACCUCUCAGCGCAUUUCCGACUCUAUCAUCUCUUCCACCACUACCGGAGAAGUUUUCACCGCACAGGAGGAACUUCGCAAAAAGACUGCCAGAUUGACGCCUGUGAUUCUCCAUGAGCUUAUGGACAAGAACGGUGCCGCUAAAUUGUCUAAUGUUAAGAUUUCCGACGUCCGCCAGACUCGCCACGACAACGAUGAAGAUCUUGGCCGCAAGAAGGUUAUUGUUUCUGCCCUCUACAAGGGUGGUUUGAUCAGCAAAGCCCUGGGCCAGAAAAAGCUCCCGCCUUGGAAGCAGGCUAAGAAGACCAAGGUGAAUGUCUAG
Molecule: messenger RNA, 1149 nt
Organism: Penicillium concentricum
Lineage: Eukaryota; Fungi; Ascomycota; Eurotiomycetes; Eurotiales; Aspergillaceae
Product: mitochondrial 54S ribosomal mL50 protein
Exons: 3
Coding region: 1-1149 (382 amino acids)
Cellular component (GO): mitochondrion
Source: RefSeq, a predicted model, not a curated record